AUGGUGCAGUCUUCCCAGCUACAGGUCUGUGCCUGUGCCGCCUUUCGGCCCUCCAACAGCGGCUGCGGCCGCUCCGGCCUCGCGCUCUUCGGCGACGCCUCCGCCCUCGUGGACGGCUGCACCGUGGAGGCCUGCGCCAUCCACGGGUGCUGCGCGCGAGGCCGCACCCGCCUGGUGCUACAAGGCUGCGAGGUCGCUGGCUGCGGGCGGCGGGGGGUCUACGCUGACCACGGCACCCGGAACAAUACGCUUGAGAUGUUCGAGUGCUCGGUGCACGGCACACAAGACGCCUCGCGCGCCGCCGUGGAGGCGGCCGGUGCCAGGCAGGGGGACCUCGUGGUGGCCCGCAUCCGGCGCUGUCGAGUCUUCGGCAACGUGGGGGCCGCGAUCCGCCUGAGGGGCGCCGUGGAGCACGCGCUGGAAGGGAACAGCUGCAGCGGGAGCGCCCACGGCGAGGUGCACCUGUUGCCUGGGGAGGAGAACCUGGAGUGGCCGAGGGAGUCCCGAGACGCGGGUUAA
Prorocentrum cordatum is the source of this 519-nucleotide messenger RNA. The record is from the annotation of a GenBank genome assembly. Lineage: Eukaryota; Dinophyceae; Prorocentrales; Prorocentraceae.